AUGGAGCCGAGACAUAAUCCCAGAACGCCGGUGAAACUCCCGAAAGGGUUCCGAUUUUCCCCCAAGGAUUGGGAGCUUAUAAAAUACUUAGAGUGCAAAGUUUUUAGUAAACCCUUGCCUUGUGAUCAUGUCAUACGGGAUAACGUUGAUGUCUAUGACUCCGACUAUCAUCCAAAAACGUUAAUCGAUCGCCAUGGCGACGACGAAAACGUGGUGUACGUUUUCACGAACCGGAAGAAAGUGGCAGAAAAAGGGAAAAACUAUGGAAGAUCGGCUGGGGAAUAUACAUGGAAAGCCAACAACAGGGGCACACCAGUUGAGAAAGAGGAUGGGUUAGGCGAAAAAGUAAAAGUGGGAUGGGUUAAGACUUUAUGUUUGGUAAACCGGAUGGAGGAGAGGACUGGAUACAUUAUGAAAGAGUUUACCUUGCCUAAAUCUGAUCUCGAGAAUGCAAGUGAUGAAUUCAAGCAUUAUGCUUUGUGUCGCAUCUACAAGAAACCCAAGAAGGAUAAAGCAAAAGCCAAGAAAAACAAAUCCAAAGAAGACCUAAAGCAGGAAGCUGUUGAUGAUGUCCCUUCAUUGAUCUCUUUCGAAACACCGCCGGAUCAUCAAAAUGCAGUCAAUAAUGAUAUUCAUGCAGCAUUACAAUAUGAAGAUCCGAUAGAAUUCAGUUUUGCGGAUUCCAUCGUUCCACCACAACUCGACCAAAUUUUCGACCAUAAUACACAACAACAGGAUGACACAUUUGAUGAGAAAUUCAGUUGGUUGAUGAAUGCGCUGGAGCAGUAUAAUGAUCCUCAUGAUCUGUUAUCUACCCAACAAGAUCCGUUCCUCCCUGGUUGGUAUGAUCAUCAUCAGCUUUUGGUAACACAAGGAUUUUCUGAAUCAUGCAGUUCCUCUCAAAAUCAAAUGUAUCCACUCACUGCAUUCCUACCAAAUUAUCAACAAACCCUAAUCGAUUGCCAAGAAGAACCGAAUCAAGAGAAGCUCCAAGCAUCGAAAAUGGGGAGCAUUGAUUUUGAUAUAAUGAAACCAUCAACCUCUAGGGUCACAUUGAAGCGACUCCGUGAGCUGAACAGAGACAAUAAAGAUUUAGGGACAUUGCCGGAGAUUGAUAGACAAAUUCCGAAAGUGCCAAAGAUGAUGACGAAGAAGAGUCGGACGCACUCCCAAGUUCUUGCAAAUACCAAUCAAGAAGAAAUGUGUGAUAACAAUAGGGGAGUUUGUUCGAAAUUCGGAUGGGAGCUUGCAAAAAUGUUAGCAAGUUCCAACCAAGGGAAUUCAAUACCAAAUGAAGAUCCAAUGAUUGAUAACGAAUUGGGGUUGGAAAGAUUAAGGGAUUUCAUGAUGCCUAGUUAA
Molecule: messenger RNA, 1359 nt
Organism: Oldenlandia corymbosa var. corymbosa
Lineage: Eukaryota; Viridiplantae; Streptophyta; Magnoliopsida; Gentianales; Rubiaceae
Source: the annotation of a GenBank genome assembly